UCGACGCUGCCACGUCAAAGUGAGACGGGAGACUGCUUGAAUGAAGUGGCAUUUUUCAACAUUUAAAAGAGUUUCGUCUUCCGAGUAACCAACGGGAGAAUAGUAAUUAGUCGAUAUGCGUGUUUUAUUAAUUUCUGUGGCCAUAGCCCUUCUGGGUACCGUUCUCGGAGAUGAAGUUCCAACAGAAGAUAAUGUAUUAGUGCUAAGCAAAUCUAACUUCGAUAGUGUUGUUUCAACUACAGAAUUUAUUCUUGUGGAAUUCUAUGCACCAUGGUGCGGUCAUUGCAAGUCUCUGGCGCCAGAAUAUGCUAAAGCCGCUACAAAGUUGGCGGAAGAAGAAUCUCCUAUUAAAUUAGCGAAGGUGGAUGCCACGCAAGAACAAGAUCUCGCCGAAAAUUAUGGAGUUAGGGGUUAUCCAACUCUCAAAUUCUUUAGAAAUGGAAGCCCUGUUGACUAUUCAGGUGGUCGGCAAGCUGAUGACAUCAUCAAUUGGUUGAAGAAAAAGACUGGUCCACCUGCUGUGGAAGUCACAUCUGUUGAGCAAGCUAAAGAACUCAUUGCAGCUAACCCAGUUAUUGUCUUUGGUUUCUUCCCUGACAAGGAGUCUGCUAAAGCCAAGACAUUCUUGGGAAUUGCUAGUGUUGUCGAUGAUCAGGUGUUUGCUAUUGUUCAAGAUGAAAAGAUUAUCAAAGAAUUAGAAGUUGAGAAUGAAGAUGUUGUUCUCUUCAAAAACUUUGAAGAGCCACGUGUGAAGUAUGACGGUGAAUCCUUUGAUGAAGAGUCAUUCAAGACCUGGGUGUUUGUUCAGAGCAUGCCCACCAUUGUUGAAUUCUCCCAUGAGACUGCCUCUAAGAUCUUCGGUGGACAAAUCAAAUAUCACCUCUUAUUAUUCUUAUCCAAGAAAAAUGGUGAUUUCGACAAAUACGUUGAAGAACUCAAGCCCGUUGCCAAGAACUACCGCGACAGAAUCAUGUCAGUCGCUAUCGACACCGAUGAGGAUGAUCACCAAAGAAUCCUGGAGUUCUUCGGUAUGAAGAAGGAAGAAGUGCCUUCUGCUCGCCUCAUCGCUCUCGAACAAGACAUGGCCAAAUAUAAGCCUCCCACUGACGAGCUUAGCGCAAAUUCGGUUGAGGAAUUCGUGCAAUCAUUCUUCGCGGGCACGUUGAAACAACAUCUGCUCAGCGAAGACCUACCGUCGGACUGGGCCGCCAAGCCUGUCAAAGUGCUCGUCGCCACCAACUUCGACGAGGUUGUUUUCGACACCAACAAGAGGGUUCUCGUUGAAUUCUACGCGCCAUGGUGCGGCCACUGCAAGCAGCUCGCGCCCAUCUACGAUAAACUGGGCGAGCACUUUGAAAAGGACGACGAUGUGGUUAUCGCAAAGAUCGACGCUACCGCCAACGAGCUGGAGCACACCAAGAUCACGUCCUUCCCCACCAUCAAAUUGUACACAAAGGAUAACCAGGUGCGCGACUACAAUGGCGAGAGGACGCUGGCCGCGCUCACGAAGUUUGUAGAGACGGACGGCGAGGGCGCCGAGCCAGUACCCAGUGUGAGUGAAUACGAAGAGGAAGAGGAAGCCCCAGCUAGGGACGAGUUAUAAGUUCUCGGCAUACACUCUUAUGAGACUUCCAUAGUUAUAGUUCUGUAUAGAUCAUAAUUUACUUUUAUACUUAAUCUAAAAUUAAUUUUGCAUUUGAUUUGCUAGACUGUUAUUAUAUAAAUUAUGUUGAGGUUGUACUUGAUUUAUGUACUCUUUAUAUUUCGACAAAACAAAGAAAAAAUUAUAUUUAAUGUAAUAAUACUCUUAUUUUUCACCCAACGUUAAAAGUGUCAGAUCUCUAAAAUGUGCCCACUUCGGAAUAUGCAUAAUUUAUUUAGUACGAUCAGCAGCAACUUAGUUUAUGUACAAUACUAAAUUGUAUUUAUAAUUUCUGUAUCAUAAUGGCAUAUAUUAUAUGUAUUUAUUAUAUUAAACAUUCCUUAGUACAAGUGAGUUACAUUGAACAAUCAUUUUUAUUUUGUAACUUAUUUUUAUGUGACAAAUUUCUCACCUUGAUAAUUCAUCACAAGAAAUAGAUUUUAUUCACUGAAGGAAAUGUAUUUUUGUAUGAAUUUUGUUUCCCAUUUGUUUUUAGUGUGGGUAAAACUUAAGGAGCGGUGCUUUAUCAAUUUCUAUGAGAAUCUUGUCUAUCCAUAUUUUUAUAUAAUUCUGAAAAAAAAAAUGUAAAUAUGCAUAUCUACUACAUCGCCAAAACUGCAUUCGGUGUAUCUAUUGUGGAUACAGAAAUUGAUAAAUAAAAAAUAAAUUAUGAA
Molecule: messenger RNA, 2316 nt
Organism: Galleria mellonella (greater wax moth)
Lineage: Eukaryota; Metazoa; Arthropoda; Insecta; Lepidoptera; Pyralidae
Gene: Pdi
Product: protein disulfide-isomerase
Exons: 10
Coding region: 116-1603 (495 amino acids)
Biological process (GO): response to endoplasmic reticulum stress; protein folding
Cellular component (GO): endoplasmic reticulum
Molecular function (GO): protein disulfide isomerase activity
Source: RefSeq, a predicted model, not a curated record